Molecule: messenger RNA, 1920 nt
Organism: Dalotia coriaria
Lineage: Eukaryota; Metazoa; Arthropoda; Insecta; Coleoptera; Staphylinidae
Product: probable cytochrome P450 6a23
Exons: 4
Coding region: 207-1676 (489 amino acids)
Molecular function (GO): heme binding; oxidoreductase activity, acting on paired donors, with incorporation or reduction of molecular oxygen; iron ion binding
Source: RefSeq, a predicted model, not a curated record
UUAGAUAAUCUCUUUAACUGCAAACAAAUGAAUGUUUAGGUUAUCGUGAAAGUAAACACCAUUUAAGGUCAACUUUCAUUAUAAGUUUGAUUAUAAGCAUACUUUCAUCAUGUGAUUGAUAACCACCGAUUUAAAAGCACUUGCCGCGACGAGUUCAUAUCAAUACAAAAUAACACUUGUCUGCGUAUCCAACGAAAAGCAGCAAGAUGUUUUCACUGCUAUUCUUAAUAUUGUGCGUAUUCCUGCUGGGCUGGUUCUUCUUCAAGCAGUCCUUCAGUUAUUGGCAACGACGCGGCUUGCAGACGUAUCCAGGCGCAAAGUUUCCCUUCGGACACUAUACGAAUCCAUACGAUAAAAAUGCGACCAAUAUGGGCAUCAUGUUCAAGAAAUUCUACGACUAUUUCCGCGAGAAGAACAUCAAACACGCCGGAAUUUACCUGAUGACCACGCCGGUGUACAUGCCUAUGGAUUUGGACAUCCUUAAAGAAGUGAUAACGAAACAUUUUGAUCAUUUUGAUGAGCGCGGCAUGUUCUACAAUGAGAAACUCCAGCCGGUCACAGCGCAUCUUUUCCAACUUGGCGGAGCGCGCUGGAGGCGUUUGAGAGUUAAACUUACGCCGACGUUCACCUCCGGAAAAAUGAAAAUGAUGUUUCCCGCUGUUGUGGAGUGUACUAAGCCGCUUCUUGAGUCGGUAGAAGGCAAUAAAACCGUUAACAUGAAAGAGAUUUGUGCGAAAUUCACAAUUAACGUGAUUGGUUCCUGUGCAUUCGGUAUCGAGUGCAACAGUUAUAAAAACACCGAAUUCCACUAUUAUGGCACACGAGUUUUCAAAACAGACACAAAACGAGCGCUUUCGAGGAACAUUCAACUAAUCUAUCCGAAAAUCGCGACUUGGUUGAGCUUGCUACCGUUCCCACAGGAAGUUGUCGAUUUCUUCAUGAAUAUGAUCACGGAAACGGUAAAGAUGCGCGAGGAAAGUGGUCAGACACGCAACGAUUUCAUCCAGUUACUGAUCGAGUUGAAAAACAAAGAAAACAAAGAAGAAGCGCUUACAAUGAUGGAGGUCCUAGCAGAAGGUUGGUUGUUCUUCAACGCUGGAUUUGAAACUUCUUCCACCACAAUGAGCUUCGCUGUUUUCGAAAUCUCCCGAAGUGAGGAAAUCCAAAACAAAGCGCGCGAGGAGGCAAGACGCGUGCUUGCGAAACACGGCGGCGAAUGGACCUAUGAAGCUAUGAUGGAGUUGAAGUACAUUCAACAAAUUAUUGACGAAACCCUCCGGAGGUAUCCACCGGUGACAAUUCUAAAUCGUGAGUGCAGCAGGGACUUCAAAAUUGACAAUACCAUCAUCGCUAAAGGCACAAAAGUCUUUAUUCCUACUUAUGGCAUUCACAUGGAUCCAAAAUACUAUCCCAACCCAACUGAAUUCGACCCAGAGCGUUUCACAGAGGAAGCAAAACGCGCGAGGCAUCCGUUUGCAUAUCUACCCUUCGGUGAAGGACCAAGGAUGUGUAUAGGUAUGCGUUUCGCGUUGAUGCAAAUACGUGUCGGUAUCGCGCAGCUGCUUCUGCACAAUCGCCUCGUGGCAGACCCGAGCGUGAAAGUACCUUUAACAUUCGACAAAGGAUUCAUGUUGUCCGCCAAUGAACUCCUCAUGAUUCAAUGUCAAAAAAUUUAAUCACUUAGAAAAGUUAAGUCAAUUCAUCUAAAGAUUCGACACGUAUGUGAUACACACAAUUUGGUGAGUCGAACGAGAAAGGAUCGAGACACACACAAACACCUUAUUCGUCCUUCUUUUCUUCGAGUGGAUACUUCACAUCCAACAGCUCUAUGCAUGCGAGCGUCGCCGCACGUUUCUUCGCAUCUUUUUUGCUUUGGCCUAAUUUUAUACAAUCCAAGUAAAUAAACAAGUUUUUAAUGUA